AUGUGGUGUAAGGAAAGUGAUAGUGCGGCGCCGUCCUUGACGACGUCACCGGCACAUAUCCCUGGAUCGCGUGUGUCUGUACGGUUCCAGACAGACAUCUCACCGAACAGUUCAACUUUUCCGUUGCUCCCUUCCUUGGAUCGUUCCUCUCCACUUCGCCAUCGAGUGUUUGGGCUCGGUCAUCCUCGCGGAUGGCGGCGACCGGCGACGGAGAUCAAGCAGGGAUUCAAGCUGAGACCGACGAAGACUGUCGACAAGUCAAAGCCGAUUAUUGUGGCUGAAAUUGACGAUGAGGACUCUAUCGCACCCACAAAGCGAUCCCCAGCACCUCCUGCUCCAUCACUUGUAGUCGAUACGGCGCCACCUGAACACUCCGACCAAAAUCCCCGAGCCUCACCGUCGCCGAGAUCUUCGCCCAGACCUGGACCGAGUACAGCAUCGUCCUUCCCCUUCGGCACCGGAGGAGUGCGCUUACGAAAGACGGUCACCAUCGACAAAAGUGGUCUGAUAGUGGACGAGUCUCUGAAGCAGAAAAGCGUUCAGCUGGUCGAACCGGCGCCGUCAACUGCAUUCAUCCCGCCCAAAAAGGAUCCUCCCAGAAGGGAUUUCCAACGCCCGGAAAUUCCGACAGGAACAGCGGCUGCUCGAAUCGCAAAAUUCAUGCAAAGCACCGGCGGCAGUGAUGCGACGAACGGCGGCACAGUGCCACGAAACUUCCGUCCGUCUCCCGUGCGAUUCCCCAUCACCAAAGAG
Molecule: messenger RNA, 753 nt
Organism: Ostertagia ostertagi
Lineage: Eukaryota; Metazoa; Nematoda; Chromadorea; Rhabditida; Trichostrongylidae
Source: the annotation of a GenBank genome assembly